CAAGAACUUCAAACUUUUAUGUGCUUUGAGUGCUUGCCAUUGUCUUCAACGACGCCCAAAAUGUAUAAACUGUUGCCCUCGGCUUGUACACCAGGCAAGACUGCGAUGGACAUCUACCAAGGAAAGCCCUGAGCAGAUCCAGCCAUCAGCUAUGGCUCUCGCCAACGAUGCCCUCUUACUGCUCUCGCCCUCCCCAUCGCUCGGCCGGGCCUCCCCGUCCUUCAGCAGCCGGGCCACGGAGAUGGUCAACCUCGCAGAAAACGCACACCUGAGACUCGGCCCGGCUCUCCACAUCGGGGCCCAGCCAUCCAAGUGGGCAAGCAAAGCGCCGGUCGUCAUUGCAUUCCUGGGUUCGGAUGAGAGGCAGUGCGACGUCGUCAUACGCGGGCCGGGUAUCGAGCCACUGCAGUGCGCCUUCCUGCGCCACCCGGGCAACGGCGUCGUCGUGUUCGUGGACUACUCCCAAGGCGAAACCAGCCGUGUAAGCCAUACCGAGUACGGCCCGAAGCGCAAGCACAGGAUGAUGGCCCUCUCCCCCAAGCUCAAGACGAGCAUCAGAAUGGGCGCGCCCGCGACCAGACGAAUGCGCUUUCUCAUCUCGUGGCCCGACAGCCCUUACCCCAGGCCGCUGGCCAACGAUGCCUGGCGCAUGGGUGAGCUGCUGCCGCCUAAAAAAUGGGUCCCCCAGAUACGCACAGGGUUCGAGCUCAUACUGCCCUUCUUAGACCGGCGCGGAGAUGGUGAAAUCCGUUACGAAGAGCUCGGGGCCGUGGGCCACGGAGGCCGCGGGCUGGUGAGCAAGGCGGUCGACGUGGAUACGGGCAACCUUCUGGCUGUCAAAACUGUCAGAAGCGGCGAUUCGACACCUCGGAAGGAACAGUCGAUUGUCCGCCAGGAGCUGCGCCAAGAAGCCGCGGUUCUUGGAAGGUGCCGGCAUCCACACAUCGUCGAGUUCAUGGGACUGCAGCACUACCAAGGCUCGCCGGCGCUGCUUAUGCAGGUCAAGGAGGGCGAUAUCAGUGAUCUCACCCAGUGGGUUCGCAACGACCCUCAGCUCAAGCCCGACAUCUACUACCUGGCCGACGUCGUCAACCUCCAAAUGCUACGGGCGCUCGACUUCCUGGCCAAGCAGGGCCUGGCGCACCGGGACGUCAAGCCGAAGAACAUCCUCUUCGUCUCGGGCCCCGUCUCGGGCCCCGCCUCGUUCCACUUCCAGCUGACGGACUUUGGCGGGGCCAAGGACUGGGGCGAUACCGGCGAGGACGUCGGCGCCGGCACCCCGUGCUACAUUGCGCCAGAGCGCAUCUGGGAGAACCUGGAGGCCACGUGGUCCAGAAAAAGGAAGCAUUAUCGCAAGGAGUUCUGCAAGCAGGACGUCUGGGGGCUGUUCGUGACGCUCCUGUGGAUAGUCGAGGGCGACGGCCUUGUCGUGACCCAUCUCGCCCCGGCCAUAGAUCGCUUCUACGCCGAGAUCGAGCAGUCAGAUACGAGUCCGGACUGGCGCAAUGUCAUGUCCAAUGCGACGGCCGACUUCUACGACACGACCCAGACUUGGGGCCAGAGGGUAUGCCCAAGAAGUGCGUGGGUGCGCAUGGCGCAGCUGAAGCCGGAAUAUCGUGCGUCUGCCGCGGAAUUGUUGCGUAUCGUAUCGUCGCAAGCGCCGCCGCCUUCCUUACCUUCGUUUUUCCCUAGGCUGCUUAACUCUUGGAAUCGGCGACAACUCCCGGCCUGAAG
Molecule: messenger RNA, 1734 nt
Organism: Gaeumannomyces tritici R3-111a-1
Lineage: Eukaryota; Fungi; Ascomycota; Sordariomycetes; Magnaporthales; Magnaporthaceae
Product: serine/threonine protein kinase
Exons: 2
Coding region: 152-1732 (526 amino acids)
Biological process (GO): protein phosphorylation
Cellular component (GO): cytoplasm
Molecular function (GO): ATP binding; protein serine/threonine kinase activity
Source: RefSeq, a predicted model, not a curated record